AUGAAUGAAAGUGACCGCACUGUGUUGCUGGAAUCUGUCGGACAGAGUCUGCAAAGAAUUUCCUUGGCGAGCAUUACAUCCCUUUGCAAUGAAGAUGUGGGACACAUUCUCGAAACGUUCCCUUAUGUGCGAGACAUAGAUUUCAGUGGUUGCUUCAUUGAAUCCACUACGAAUCGUAAUGAGACUGGACUCAUAAAUUUGCCUGCGAGACCACAGCUUUCUUUCCGAAGUUUGUUAUCAAGCUUACGUGCGCUUUCUACCGUUUGUUUCGGAGGUGCUCCCCUAUACGUUACUCUCCGCCUGAACUCUACAGGAAUAACCGAUCGAGAUCUGGAAUUUCUUUGCUGCUGUGAUUUCAUACAUUUACGCGGGCUGUUAAUUGAAAACUGCCGUAAUCUGACGGAUCGUGGACUGUUGGCGGUUUUAUCUUCUGUUCAACUAGUAGGACAAUUAAAAGAAAUCUCAUUAGGUUUGCCAAGUCCAGACAUCAACUUCUCAACAUUUUUACCUGUUUUUAAGGCCAUAGGACCAAACUUGAAGCGCCUUUGUCUGUCAAAACUGCCUAUUUCUUCAAAAUCCCAACUUUCUUCUUUAUUAUCGAGCUGUUCUAACGUCGAGCAUCUCGAUAUAUCUUCUUGUUGUACGGGGUUCAUUGGUUGGUCAGAAUACUUGUGGAUGAAUUUACACUGCAUUUCUAGUUUAGACCUUUCUGGUCACUUUACUCUAACUGAUGAAGAUGUGUCUGUGAUGUCGCUCAGUUUGAAAUGUCGGCUAAAGUACUUGAAUGUUAGUUCGUGCAUGAAAUUGACGGAUUUAUCCCUGGAGGUGAUAUGUCGGAAUUUUUCGUCCACCCUUGAAGUGUUGAACGCGAAUUGGUGUAAAGGUUUCUCUGACGCAGGUUUUCAAGGCACUCAGGGAACUAGCGUUUUUUCAACUGGAGUUUAUACCUGUACAAGACUGAAGGAAUUGAAUUUCUCAGAUUGUCAUCAGAUAACAGGCCGUUCCUUUGCUCCUAACUUUGGAUUCUACAUUCCACCAUUUCAAAACCUUGCACGUCUUCAUCUCGGCCGUACAGGUCUUUUUAAAGGAGAUGAUCUUAUCAAUGCAGCUAGCUUCGCGCCGUUCCUUCAGUAUUUAGAUGUUUCUCGCUCUUCUGUGGACGACGAUUCCUUGAACACUGUGUUGCAAAAAUUACAUCGCACACUCAGGCAGCUUUUUGUAUCAGGUUGCGAUAGAAUAACCGACUUGACGCUUAACAACAUAAUUUCUAGUAUACCCUAUCUUCGUGUAUUGGACGUCUCUUUCUGCCCACAUAUUUCUCAUGAAGGUCUUCGAAACUUUCGAGGAUGUAUGUCCUACUUAAUAGAAUUGAAAGCAUUGUACAUUGGUGCGGCUGUCAAUCACACUUGA
Echinostoma caproni is the source of this 1410-nucleotide messenger RNA. The record is from the annotation of a GenBank genome assembly. Lineage: Eukaryota; Metazoa; Platyhelminthes; Trematoda; Plagiorchiida; Echinostomatidae.